UUGUAUCCGGUUGCUAAGGUAAACUUUGUGAACUUCAAUGUCGACAGAAAUGUUUCAAGCAGCGAAAAGAAAGACAUGACACUGAAUUUGAGAUCAAGUGCAGCGUGGUAUGUUGAUUUGAUUGAUCAUUGCAUUUAUGUAAAUAAUACAGCUGAGUAUCCAUGUUAUAAAUAUGGAUUACAAAUGGGAGCGAAGGACAAGACCUCAUCUGCUCUGGGUAAGUCCUCAUAAAACAGUCACAUCAAGAAAGCCAGAAGGUGAGACUGUUAUCAGACAACCUCAGCCAGGAAGAUCAGAGAAAUCUCAACAAAACACUUCCCACAAUGAUUCCACAAUAUUCCCCAAAUCUUCCAAAAGAACUGAAAAAGUACUACAGGACCAAGUUACCACAAAGGCAAAUAUAAAAGCACUGAUGCUGCUCAUCAUAUCCAGAAGAGAAGCCAUUAAAAACCUAGAGGAGCACUGUAACAAACUUCAAGAGAGAAAUCUGCAGAUAGCCAGGAGCAUUAUGGAUACAGAGAGAAAUUCACUGUCUAUGAACAAAGAACUGCUCGAUCAGCAAGCAAAAAUGAGGAGAUCAAUGAUAGCCUUAAAACGAUGGGAUGACAGUCAGAUCAGAAGUGUCAAAGCAGAGCUGACAGAUGCAAAGAAAACAUCACAGACAUCUCUCAAAGGUCUGCAGGAGCAUCUGGAUAUGGUGCAAGCAGAGGUGGUGGAGGCUCAGAAGCAGCUGCACAUCUUGAAGACAUACAAAGAUAUGGAGUUCCCAGUCAAGGCCCUGCAGAUUGCAGACAUGGAGAGACAGCUGGAAAGCCUAAAGGAAAUGCAGCAGAAUGAGCAGGAAGACGUGAAUUUGUUGUUUGAAAAAGAAAUGGUCAAACUGGAGAGAUGUCAACAACAAAGAGAGCAGAAAGUGCGGUCCACCGCUGUUGAGAAACAUGCAUGCCACAUUCCCCCCAUUGUCAAACUGAUGGCCACACAAAACCACAGAAUGAGGGAGGAGAUUAAUAUGCACAGAAAGGAGAUAAGUGAGGUGGAGCAGAAGAACAAAGAGCUAAUGAAGAGUAUUCGUGAACUGCGACUUUCAAGACCAAACUUGAGGAGAGAGAUCUUUCCAGAUGUUUUCCUUAAAUCAGAGAAGUGUACGCCAGAUAUGGAUGUCCAUCUCAGUAUACCACCAUAAGAGGAUUUACUCCCCAUAUAAACCUGAGCUGACGGCAUUGCCUUUUUGAGUCUUGACUUGAGCUGCUGUAUAUUAUAGUAGAAAAUGAAUGAAGCCACUUCAAUAAAUUUUCCUCAGAGCCAAACAGUUACAUUUA
Misgurnus anguillicaudatus (oriental weatherfish) is the source of this 1319-nucleotide messenger RNA. It is a transcript of the gene c14h20orf96, whose product is annotated as chromosome 14 C20orf96 homolog. The record is from RefSeq and is a predicted model, not a curated record. Lineage: Eukaryota; Metazoa; Chordata; Actinopteri; Cypriniformes; Cobitidae.